AGGCCCCGCCCACUCCCGGCUCCGGCCCCGCCCCGCAGCCGUAGGCCCAGCUGGAUCCCACAACUGCCUUUUCCCAAUUUUGUUCACGCACCUCGAAGAACUCGUGCUCCCGCGGGAAGCGCACCGGGCGCGCAACGAAGCGAAAGGGCGCGGCCCCAGCCGCGGGGUCCCGCUCUACAGGCAGUGGCUCCGCCGCCCCGGGCCCGGCGGCGAGGCGGGCGCACAGCGCUGGGGGCAGCUGCAUCACCCCGGGCGCGGGCGGGCGCAGCCUGUCGGCCACCGUCCUCCAGCCGAGCCGGACGUGACGUCGUGCGCACUUCCGCCGCCGUCGGGGGCUGCGCGGGAGCUGUGGCUCUGGUACUGUGGAGAACAUAUUGUGAUGUUGGUGCCUCAGAGCUAAAACUAUGAGUGAAUUUCGGAUUCACCAUGACGUCAAUGAACUGCUUAGCCUGCUGCGUGUCCACGGAGGAGACGGGGCUGAGGUCUACAUUGACCUGCUUCAAAAGAACAGGACCCCGUACGUCACUACCACUGUCUCUGCUCACAGUGCCAAGGUUAAAAUUGCAGAGUUUUCUCGUACUCCAGAAGACUUUCUAAAGAAAUAUGAUGAACUGAAAUCUAAAAAUACGAGGAACCUUGACCCGCUGGUGUACCUGUUGUCAAAGCUCACGGAAGACAAAGAGACUCUGCUGUACUUACAACAGAAUGCCAAAGAGAGAGCUGAGCUUGCAGCCGCUGCUGCGGGCAGCAGUACCACCAGCGUCAGCGUCCCUGCUGCAGCCUCCAAGAUCUCCAUGCAGGAGCUUGAGGAGCUGAGGAAGCAGCUUGGCAGUGUGGCCACAGGCUCCACACUACAGCAGUCUCUGGAACUUAAAAGAAAGAUGCUUCGAGACAAGCAGAACAAAAAAAAUUCAGGCCAGCACCUCCCGGUCUUCCCUGCGUGGGUGUAUGAGAGACCUGCCCUGAUCGGGGAUUUCCUGAUCGGUGCUGGCAUCAGCACAGACACCGCUCUGCCGAUAGGCACGCUGCCCCUGGCCUCGCAGGAGUCGGCUGUGGUGGAGGACCUGCUGUACGUGCUGGUGGGCGUGGACGGGAGGUACGUCACUGCUCAGCCCCUGGCUGGGAGGCAGAGCCGGACCUUCCUCGUGGACCCCAACCUGGACCUGUCCAUCAGGGAGCUGGUGAACAGGAUCCUCCCGGUGGCUGCCAGCUACUCCACGGUGACCAGGUUCAUUGAAGAGAAGUCUUCCUUCGAGUACGGGCAGGUGAACCACGCCCUGGCGGCCGCCAUGCGCACCCUGGUGAAGGAGCAUCUGAUUCUGGUGUCACAGCUGGAGCAGCUGCACAGGCAGGGCCUCCUUUCGCUGCAGAAGCUCUGGUUCUACAUCCAGCCAGCCAUGCGCACCAUGGACAUCCUGGCCUCCCUCGCCACCUCGGUAGACAAAGGCGAGUGUCUUGGGGGAUCCACACUGAGCCUGCUCCAUGACAGGAGCUUCAGCUACACAGGGGACAGCCAGGCGCAGGAACUCUGCCUAUACCUGACCAAGGCGGCCAGCGCUCCCUACUUUGAGGUUCUGGAGAAGUGGAUCUACAGGGGCAUCAUCCAUGACCCGUACAGUGAGUUUAUGGUCGAGGAGCACGAGCUGCGGAAGGAGAGGAUCCAGGAGGAUUACAAUGACAAGUACUGGGACCAGCGGUACACCAUCGUCCAGCAGCAGAUCCCUUCCUUCCUGCAGAAGGUGGCGGACAAGAUCCUCAGCACAGGAAAAUAUCUAAAUGUGGUCAGAGAGUGUGGCCAUGACGUCACCUGCCCGGUGGCUAAAGAGAUCAUCUACACGUUGAAAGAGCGGGCAUACGUGGAGCAGAUCGAGAAGGCAUUUAACUAUGCCAGCAAGGUGCUGCUGGACUUCCUGAUGGAGGAGAAGGAACUGGUGGCUCACCUCAGGUCCAUCAAGCGCUACUUCCUCAUGGACCAGGGCGACUUCUUCGUGCACUUCAUGGACCUGGCGGAGGAGGAGCUCCGGAAGCCGGUGGAGGACAUCACGCCCCCCCGCCUGGAGGCGCUGCUGGAGCUGGCCCUGCGCAUGAGCACGGCCAACACUGACCCCUACAAGGACGACCUCAAGAUCGACCUGAUGCCCCAUGACCUCAUCACUCAGCUCUUGCGUGUUUUGGCCAUCGAGACCAAGCAGGAGAAGGCGAUGGCCCACGCCGACCCCACAGAGCUGACGCUGAGCGGCCUGGAGGCCUUCUCUUUCGACUACAUCGUCAAGUGGCCCCUUUCACUCAUCAUCAACAGGAAAGCCCUCACUCGCUACCAGAUGCUCUUCAGGCACAUGUUCUACUGCAAGCACGUGGAGCGGCAGCUCUGCAGCGUCUGGAUCAGCAACAAAACCGCCAAGCAGCACUCGCUGCACUCCGCCCAGUGGUUUGCCGGGGCUUUCACUUUGCGGCAGCGAAUGCUCAACUUCGUCCAGAAUAUUCAGUACUACAUGAUGUUCGAAGUGAUGGAACCGACCUGGCAUAUCCUGGAGAAAAACCUGAAAUCUGCCUCCAACAUUGAUGACGUCCUUGGCCACCACACGGGCUUCCUGGACACCUGCCUGAAGGACUGCAUGCUCACCAACCCCGAGCUGCUGAAGGUCUUUUCCAAGCUCAUGUCUGUGUGCGUCAUGUUCACCAACUGCAUGCAGCACCUGGCCGAGCACGCAGACGCUGCGCAGCUGGUGUCCGGCUUCGAGGCCACCAUCAACAAGUUUGACAAGAACUUCUCAGCCCAUCUGCUGGACCUCCUGGCUCGGCUGAGCAUCUACAGCACCAGUGACUGUGAGCACGGCAUGGCCAGUGUCAUCUCCAGGCUUGACUUCAACGGCUUCUACACGGAGCGCUUGGAGCGCCUGUCUGCAGAGAGGAGCCAGAAGGCUGCCCCCCAAGUGGCUGUCCCGCGAGGGCCCCCGGCUCCUGCACCCAGGGUCGCAGUCACCGCACAGUGAGCCUUGGCUGCGCCAGGAAGGAAGGGUGUGGGGUCAGCAGCGACUGGUGCAAAUGGGUCCAGAAUUUUCAAAUCAGAAUGCUCUGUGUUCUCUGUCUUUGCAGUUUAAAUGUAAAGCAGGAAUGAUGGACUUACCUCAUUUUGUUUCUCAAGGCGUUGGGUUUCAUUUCAUAGUAGCUGCCCAGACAGGGUGGGUGUCCCCCUGGAUUUGCUAGUCUGUUUGCUUUUUAAAAUUACACUAUCACCUUUUUGGGUGUUUUUGGUCUCAAAGUGGAAAUACAUGGUGUUUAAGCAAGAAGCAAGCAAAGAUGCAUGUGGGGUGAGAUCCAGGCCUGGUGUCCACAUCCUUCCAGGAGAGCUGGGGCCGGGCUCCCUGAGGUCGGUCGGAACUGGGAAGAGCCUCUGGAAAUGGCCAGGGAAUCCCCGAAACCCACCAGGCGUUGGGUUUGCUUCAGCCCCAGAGGCAGCCCCGUUCCUUCUGCUGAGGACUCACCCACCUCCACGCCUCUCCUCCUGCUGCUGCUCCAACUGGUCUGGGGCAGGAGGCCACAGACAGGGCCCUCAGGCACCUGGGAGCCCACACCUCCCCCUCCAUGGGACGUACCCACUGAAGAGUGGCCACGGGGCAGGCUCUGCUGCUGGCUGGCACCCCUGCCCCACCCUAUCCGGUGCCGCCUUGUCACGUAGAAGUUACUCAGCAGAUUGACACCCUACCCAGUCCCCCUCAGGCAAUCGUCUGCCCUCUGUCUUCCCACCUUCUCCAGGGCUACAGUGGGCAGCACAGCCAUCCCCGGCUGGCUGCCCUGGCCAGGUUGGUCUGCUCUGGCUACAUUCUGGCCAAGCUGCCCCUUCCUGCCGACCUGCAUGUGUAUUGUCACCAUUCAGCUCUCAGCACCUCGGCCCCCUUGGGCAGCGAGGAAGGGCCCUGGAGGCGAGGUUGGGAGGAACCAUAGCUAGAACAGUUUCCUGUGGGGAACAAGGGUGUGGGCAGCUCUUGCCCGGGGCGGCCUCACUGAGAACACCACAGAGCGGGGGUGUGGGGGUGUCCAACUCUCUAGCCACAAACUGCUUCCUCUUGUCUGCAGCCUGUGCAGGUCUGGCCUGUGAGUAAACACAUUUAUCAGCAA
This is a messenger RNA of Piliocolobus tephrosceles (Ugandan red Colobus), 4119 nucleotides long. RefSeq names its product tubulin gamma complex component 2 (gene TUBGCP2). Lineage: Eukaryota; Metazoa; Chordata; Mammalia; Primates; Cercopithecidae. The coding region runs from base 405 to 2993 and encodes 862 amino acids. The record is from RefSeq and is a predicted model, not a curated record. Gene Ontology annotation, cellular component: gamma-tubulin complex; microtubule organizing center; spindle pole. Gene Ontology annotation, molecular function: microtubule minus-end binding; gamma-tubulin binding. Gene Ontology annotation, biological process: spindle assembly; mitotic cell cycle; microtubule nucleation. The transcript has 17 exons.